Messenger RNA from Entamoeba dispar SAW760, 510 nucleotides. RefSeq lists its product as uncharacterized. The record is from RefSeq and is a predicted model, not a curated record. Gene Ontology annotation, biological process: lipid metabolic process. The transcript has a single exon. Lineage: Eukaryota; Evosea; Mastigamoebida; Endamoebidae. Bases 1 to 510 code for a protein of 169 amino acids.
AUGAAUCAAGUGAGUACGAAAGAAUUUCAGGAUAUCUUCAAAAAAAAAGGUUGGUCAAUUAAAUUUUAUGUUGAAGAAAUAAUGCAUUAUUUAGUAGCAAAUAAUAGUAAAAUUGGAGUUAAAGUAAUUGCGUUUAGAGGUACAAAUUCAGUUUCUGAUCUACUCGAUGAUAUUCAAUUAUUUACAGAAUCCAUAAUUCCACAAACAUCUGUUAUAAUAACUCAAUUCUUUACAAAACAAAGUAUGACAAAAUUAAGUAAUUUUCUCUCAAUUUUUGGCUCAAAGGCUUUGCCACGAACUCCUUUCUAUUUAGUUACAAUUGCAAAGAAAAUUGUUGAAAGACAUCAGAAAAUGGAACCAAAAAUACCAAUUAUACUUACGGGACAUUCUCUUGGAGGAGGAAUUGCAAAUAUUGUUGGAAGUGAUAUGAGUUUAGUGAGUCUUGGAAUAUCACCUCCUGGUACUUAUUUAGGUAGAAAGAGUCUUGAAUUGAAACAAAAAAAAUAUUAA